AUGGCGAAGGCACAUCUAUCCGAUAUUCGAUCUCUGAUUGAUCGACUGGGGUUUGGUAGCGUACGGGCCGGCCGGUGCCUCCUUCUAGCGAAAGAAUGGGCACGGAGACCUCCUUGCAAAAAAAAGCGUUAUGGAAUGGCCAACUAUCCCGAGUUCCACCAAGGCUUGAAUGUGAAAGAGGACGAAUGCCUUGAUGAGUACGACCCCCGGUUCGCAUGGGAGAUUGCCGGAUUUCCUGGCGUUGGCCCAUAUUCCAUGGACAGCUGGCGAAUCUUUUGCCGUGACGAGCUUCGCGGAAAGGCGACUGACUGGAAAGGAACUGGUGCGCCACCUAGCUUACCUAGCUUCCUACCCGAGUGGAAACAAGUCGUGCCCAGAGACAAGGAGCUAUGUGCAUAUCUCAGCUGGAUGUGGCUUAAGGAGGGCUUUAUUUGGAACCACGGCACUGGAGAAACUACACGGGCCAGUGGGAAGAUGAUGCGAGCGGCCAAGAAGGGCCGCGUUGCUAUGGUAGAGAUUGGGGAUGCAAUGGGCAUUUCAGAGAUUACAAUUAAGAAGGCAGAGAGAAUGGAUUACACGAUGCUUAAGUUGGGCUUGUAA
Molecule: messenger RNA, 600 nt
Organism: Penicillium taxi
Lineage: Eukaryota; Fungi; Ascomycota; Eurotiomycetes; Eurotiales; Aspergillaceae
Product: putative pre-mRNA splicing factor
Exons: 1
Coding region: 1-600 (199 amino acids)
Biological process (GO): DNA repair
Cellular component (GO): nucleus
Molecular function (GO): DNA binding; catalytic activity
Source: RefSeq, a predicted model, not a curated record